AAGAUGGCAAGAUUGCUGUCAAGCGUCAACUGUCAUCUCCUCUUUUCCUCUGUCAUCAUAUUCUGUAUCUUCUAGCAUCAUCUUCUAAGAAAGCUAUCAAAUAAUAACAUCAUGCGCUUUAUCAAUAUGAGUAUUCUUUCCGCCCGUAUACUGCUUCUGCCACUGCUAGCUAUCCAAUGGGCGAAGGUUGACGCAUUCAGCAAGAGCCCCGUUCCAUUUCGAUACAAAAGAUACCACCUAACAGUUUGCAGUGCCACAUCUCGUCGAAAAGUUCUGGGAAGUGGCGGUGGAUUCUUCUUGGGAUCCUUACUCGGAGACAAGAAAGAAGAACAAGUCGCCAAUGCCGCUGAGGUAUCUGGUGGGGACGAUUUGCUAGCAGAUUUGCCCAUGAUCCGGCUUCGUCUCCCCAAAGCUGCCGUGGGCCGCGAAUACGUGGCCUUGCAGCUAAAGAUCCAGGGGAAAGGCCCCUUUGACUUUAUGGUAGACACUGGUCUGACAACCGAAAUGAUCACGCCUCAUUUGGUGCAAGCCCUGGGAAUAAACGAGAGCGGAGACAAAAUUCGUGGAUUGGGAGCUGGUGGCUCUACUUUUAGCUCCUUAGUGCCGCUCAAAGGAGCCUCCUUGUGCUGUGGGAACUUUGGUAACCAGGGUCAAACUGAACUACCCCUUCCUGAAUUGCAUGCCGUUGUCACUGACUUCCCACAAGAACAUAUCGAUCCUUCGCACGAUCCAGUGGAAGGAAUGCUUGGCCAGGAAGCACUUUCAUUGUUUGAUCUCGAUUUGGAUUUCCCGGCUGGCCGAAUCCGACUCUGGAAGCCCGGAACAGCCGGAAAACAGGCUGCUGUCAAGAAUGGAUUGGUUGAAAUACCUGCCGUUGUCAUUAACGAGUCUGGUCUCUAUGGAAUCCGCGUCAAUGCACCUGGAAGCAAACAGCCAGUGCUCGGUUUUAUAGAUUGUGGCGCUACCUUUUCUGCUCUAAAUUGGGCUGCUGCAGGAUACUUGGGUCUUCCUUCCAAGGGAGAUGCCAAGGCAUACGCCAAUUCGCCCGCCAUUCAGGCCAUUGGGAUUGAUGGCAAACCACUGCUGUUAGCCACACGAAAGACCCAGCUGACAUUUGCAGGAAACACUGAACAAGAUGCGUCCACGGGUGGCCUCAGCUUUCAAGCUCCUCCAAGCAAGUGGAAACCCUGGGAUCCUGUUCAGAUUGCGAUUGGUGACCUCCCUGUGUUCCGAGAGGUACUAGGAGACGGUGUAAGGCAGUAUGAGGGGCCUGCAUGCUUGGUAGGUUUGGAUAUCUUGGCACAACGUAGAGUUAUUCUUGAGACGGGAGGAACCCGACGUCGGCGCAUCUGGGUUAGUCCCCAAUAGAAAGCAACAGGUUGGGUAAGCAUAGAGAACCAAAGCACGUGAAGAAUCCCUUGUAUCUAUCAACGUACCUCCACCAGAUACCAGAUAAGAAAACCAGUCUCUUUGUGUGGCUUCCCUUCAUAGACUCGGCUCGGCAUGGGUGGAAAAGUAUAUUCUCAAAAGCAUGGACUGUGCUGGAAGCAAUCAACGAAUAGGUUCCUUGUGGAAGAAAUUAGAAUUGCUUUGUGAGCUUG
Seminavis robusta is the source of this 1601-nucleotide messenger RNA. NCBI's taxonomy places the organism in Eukaryota, Bacillariophyta, Bacillariophyceae, Naviculales, Naviculaceae. The record is from the annotation of a GenBank genome assembly.